Parascedosporium putredinis is the source of this 1665-nucleotide messenger RNA. The record is from the annotation of a GenBank genome assembly. NCBI's taxonomy places the organism in Eukaryota, Fungi, Ascomycota, Sordariomycetes, Microascales, Microascaceae.
AUGCACAAAUGGGGGCAAGAUGACGUUAAGCACGAGCCAGCCGUUAUCAUGUCUGCUGACAUGGCUGCCGGCGAUAUCAAGGUGCCGGCGAAAACCGGCUCCGAAUGGUGGAAGGAAGGCACAGUGUACCAGAUCUUCCCCCAAUCCUUUAAAGAUUCCAAUGGCGAUGGCACCGGCGAUCUCGGCGGCGUCAUCGAGAAGCUGGACUAUCUCCAAAAUAUGGGCGUCGAUGUCAUCUGGCUGAGCCCCAUGUACGACGGGCCCCAGAUCGACACGGGCUACGACAUCUCCAACUACCAAGACAUCUACCCGCCGUUCGGCUCCCUCGACGACAUGCACCGUCUCAUCGAGGAGUGCCACUCUCGCAAGAUGCGCGUCAUGCUCGAUCUCGCUGCCCCCAACAACUGGAAGUCCGUCUUCGGGGAGGACAGCGCCUGGAAGUGGGACGAGGAUACCGAGGAAUACUACCUCCACCUCUUCACCGAAGGCCAGCCCGACCUGAACUGGGACAACGAGGAGAUGCGCAAGGCCGUGAUCGAGGAAGCCAUCGUCUACUGGGUCGACAAGGGCAUCGACGCUUUCCGCAUCGACGCCGCCAACAUGCUUAGCAAGCCCGAAGGCCUCCCCGACGCGCCCGAGGUCCUCAACGACUGGCCCUGGCAGAACCCGACGGCGCUAACGUGCAACGGCCCGCGCAUCCACGAGUACCUCUUCGAGAUCGGCAAGAAACUGCGCGACCUCAACAUCAUCAGCGCCGGCGAGCUUCCCUUCACCGCCGAGAAGGAGCACGUGCUGCAGUAUCUCUCCGGCGACAAGAAGCAGCUGGACAUGGCCUUCAUGUUCGAGGUCGUCGGCACCGGCAUGGGCCCCGGCCGCAAGUACGAAAUCACCCCCAAGGAUUUCACCCUCUCGCAGUGGAAGGGCGCCUGGGAGCAGAUCCAAAACGUCAUGGUCGGCACCGACGCGUGGGUGGCCGUGUUCCUCGAGAGCCACGACCAGGCGCGCAGCAUCAGCCGCUACGCCGACGACAGCCCCGAGUACCGCGUGCCCUCGGGGAUCCUGCUGGCCAUGCUCCAGGGCACCAUGUCCGGCACUUUGUACCUCUACCAGGGCCAGGAAAUCGGCAUGAUUAGCGUCCCCCAAGACUUCCCCAUCGAGGAGAUGAAGGACGUCGAGAGUAACUAUUACUACGACUUCGUCAAGGAGACCCAGGGCGACGACCAAGAGGCCAUGGACCGCGCCGCCGCCUCGGUGCGUUACCUGAGCCGUUUCAACGCCCGCAUGCCCAUCCCCUGGGACGGCAAUGAGCCCUACUUUGGCUUCUCCGACAAGGACCCCGUCGCUCCCAUGCACCCCAGCAGCAAGGAGAUCAACGUCGCCUCCCAGCUCGACAACGCGGGCAGCGUCCUCGCCUUCUGGAAGCGCAUGAUUAAGCUCCGCAAGGAGAACGCCGACACUUUUCGCCGCGUCCUCGUCGUCAUGAACUUUUCCACCGAGCACAUAGAAUGGCACCAGGAGGUUGAGGAGGUCACGCAGGAGCCUGAGAAACUCAAGCUGCUCAUCUCUACUACGGACGAGGAUAAUGGCGGUACCAUGGGCCCUUACGAGGGUCGUGUGUUCCUGGUGGAGCCUGCGAAGGGAGAUGAGGAGGAGAAGGAGGAAUGA